AUGGCCAGCAAGUCCUUCACGCUCCGGUGCCCAGGCGCGGUGGGCACUGCGUCCCGUCGUGCUUGCAAGGCUCUUGCAGGACUCCGUGGCAAGGGUGGGUGGAUUGAGUUUCACGCGCCGUUGGCGGCGGGGUCUGGAUCGCUGCGCCUCAACCUCGGGCCCGACAAGAAUGGCAAGCAUAUCGAGACGGAGGUGCAGCUCAAGAAAGCUCAGGCGGCGCUGGCUGAUGCCUUUGCGGGGCGGCCGUGGUUCGUCAGCCGCGAGAAGGGCAAGCUGUCGACUUCGUGGACGAUGGUGGAGAAGGGG
Messenger RNA from Prorocentrum cordatum, 306 nucleotides. The record is from the annotation of a GenBank genome assembly. NCBI's taxonomy places the organism in Eukaryota, Dinophyceae, Prorocentrales, Prorocentraceae.